Triplophysa rosa is the source of this 986-nucleotide messenger RNA. RefSeq names its product protein phosphatase 1, regulatory (inhibitor) subunit 14Aa (gene ppp1r14aa). The record is from RefSeq and is a predicted model, not a curated record. Lineage: Eukaryota; Metazoa; Chordata; Actinopteri; Cypriniformes; Nemacheilidae. Bases 48 to 533 code for a protein of 161 amino acids. Gene Ontology annotation, molecular function: protein serine/threonine phosphatase inhibitor activity. Gene Ontology annotation, cellular component: cytoplasm. The transcript has 4 exons. Gene Ontology annotation, biological process: regulation of phosphorylation.
CGCUCCGCGCGCUCGAUCAUUCCCCGACAAGCGCAGACUAGUGUAACAUGGCAGAGGAGACACAUGCCAGUCAUUCGCCGGAUUUAAAAGAGAUACACGAUUGUAAUUCCCCAGGUUUAGGUACCGCUCGAGAGCACGGGUUGCACCUGCAAAAAAGACAAGCGCGGGUUACGGUCAAAUACAACCGCAAGCAGCUUCAGAAAAGGCUGGACGUGGAGAAAUGGAUUGACGAAGCGCUCGAGGAGCUGUACGAGGGCAAGGACAUGCCAGAGGAAGUGAACAUUGAUGAAUUGUUGGAACUCCCAAGUGAUGAAACACGAACACAGAAACUACAGGUGCUUCUGCAAGCCUGCACCAGCAAUACUGAGGGCUUCAUUGCAGAGUUGUUGCAGAAGCUGCAGGGUCUCCAUAAACAAGACGAGUUGCAGAAUGAGGGAGUAGAGCAUCCUUGCCUCCAUACGUACCCUCAUCACCAUGGUAACAUUCAUCAUCACAGAGACAACCAUCAACACCGAACCCAUCAGACACUGUGAUUGCAUCCCGGUGCUGAGGUCUGGAACAUUGUGGUCAAUGGACUGAGCUGCCUAACACACAGACUCUGAAAACAUAGGAUAUCUAACUAGAAAAAAUAAGGCCAGAGGUUUAUGUUUACAAAUUUUAAUUUUAAUUAACUAAAGUGAAGUUGUGAAAUAAUCACCAUCAGUGCUGGCAUAAAUUAAUAUAUGGUUAUGUUUGCGUUGCUCAUGCUGUUGGCUGACUGAAGUUUGAUUGACUGCAAACUUACGUGCUAUUCUCACUGUGUAAAGCUAAAUCUGGUAAUAUUGAUUGUUAUAAAGGAGUUUUUUCUUCACAUUAAUAUUCUUAAAUCCCAUACCCUGAACAGUUGUUAAUGUAUGGGAAUAUUAACACUUUUAUUAAUAUUUUAGAAACUGGUAGAUUUGAUUGAAUAAAAUGUUAAUAAAAAAGUAACCAUUAUUUUGAAUUUC